Messenger RNA from Erigeron canadensis, 2136 nucleotides. RefSeq lists its product as uncharacterized. Gene Ontology annotation, cellular component: nucleus. The transcript is spliced from 9 exons. Lineage: Eukaryota; Viridiplantae; Streptophyta; Magnoliopsida; Asterales; Asteraceae. The record is from RefSeq and is a predicted model, not a curated record. Gene Ontology annotation, molecular function: RNA binding. The coding region runs from base 104 to 1864 and encodes 586 amino acids. Gene Ontology annotation, biological process: box C/D snoRNP assembly.
CCCGGGAAUGACCUAAUAACUUCUCAUUCACAUAUAAAUAAAGUACAAUAUAUACAGGUCUAUAUAUAUAUAUAUAGUGGUUGUUUGGGAGUAGUUGAUCAAGAUGAUGAAGCCUAAUCAAACUUCCAAUCAAACUUCCACCCCUCUUACACUUCCACAACCACAGGUUAAUGCUGGCAUGAAUCAGCAAAUGUACAAUGCUAAUGUUGUUGCUGGUUUAUUUCCCAAUGGUAAUAAUAUGCCAAAUUUACCUCCAUCGGGCUUCAUGAAUUUCCCUAACUUUCCGUUGCAAAUUGGCCCGAAUGGUAAUUUACAACAGAAUUUUAGUGCUUUUCCUGUAACCACGUUUAAUCCUUCUCAACUACCACCACAACAACAGGGUCAGUUCUUUGCUCAAAGUCCCAUGAAUCCGACUGCUGCACCAUAUAACCAAAAUGUUGGUAAUGAGCAAGCCCUUUUGCAGAGCACAAUCCAAAAUAUAUAUCAGCUUUUACAGUUACAGAACCGCAAUAAUGCCCCCCAAUGUCCUCCCCCUGUGGGUAAUUUUCCCAUGUUACAAAACCCGAUUGGGAACGUUACCAGUCUUCAAAAUCCGGGAUUUAUUGCCAAUCAGCAAUUUGGUAUGUCGAUUCCUAAUCGUCCUGUUAUGGCCCAACAAUUACAAGGGAACCCAUUUCUACCUGGUGCUUCUGGUUUAGCUCAAGCACAGCAGCUGCAGAACUUCCUCGCUACUGCCACAAAUUUUCAGAACCAGAUUUCUCUAGGUGUGGGUCCUCAAAAUCAGAACUUUCCUGCUAAUCAGAUGUUUGGAAUGCCUAAUCUGAAUAGCCCUAUGCAACAUCUUAAUCAAGGACAACAAAGAUUUCCUGCACCAAUGAUGAAUGCUAAUAUUUCAAGACAGAUGGUCAGUACGGGUCAAACGCAUAAUCCUGGUUCUAGUAUUACAAAUAUCGAGAAUAAUAAUGGAAACAUGGCUACCAAUGCUAAUGGUGGACGGCCAGAGGGUCUACACAAAAACUUCACAGGCCAUAAAGGGAAUGAUGCAUCACACAAGGGAUUCAAGUCCCAGUUUCAUCAUACCAAACAUGUGAAAGAGAAGGGUGGGAUUCGCAAUGGCAUUAUGAAUAAAGUGGGUACCAAUGAAGCAGUAGAUUCCGGUCGAAAUUCCACCAGUUUUAAAAAAUUACCCUCUCUGAAUUACACCGAGCAAGAAAUAAAGCAAUGGCGUGAGGCUCGUAAGAAGAAUUUCCCUACAAGUGCAUCUGUGGAGCAGAAGUGCAAGAAAGCGCAGGCAUUGUCGGAUGCGACCAACCAAGAAGCCAUAUUACGUCGCCAACAAUUGCAGGAUAUAUUAUCAAAACAGGCUGAGUUGGGUUGUGAGGUUGCUGAAGUUCCACCAUCUUACUUUUCUGGUUUGGAUAAUCAAAAGCCUAGAGAUAAAAAUCACGAAAGGGAGCCCUACAAAAAGGGAAAGUUCCAAAACAAAAGAGGAAGAUUUAAGGAUAAUCGAACCACCAAAAGAAGAAGGGCAGGAGACCAAGACUCUUUCAAAGCUAAUAAUCGAACCCAUGAACCUAAGCCAAAUGAACCGGAACCAUCGCUUCUGCAGAAGCUUUUGACCCGUGACAUAAAGAGAGACAAAUACCAUCUUUUGCAGGUUUUGAGGUUCAUAGCAGUUAAUUCGUUUUUCAAUGGGGAGGCUGAUAAACCUCUAAGAUUCCCAUCUGUAGUUGUAAGAGAAACAAGUUCUGGUGUGCCAGAUGAGUCUACUUUUCUUUCUAGAUGUAAUGAGAAAUUAGAGGAGAAAGAAUUGGAUGAUGAAGAAGAAGAAGCAGCAGAAGAAGAGGGGGAAAUCACUGAUUGAAAUGCUUUAAGCUUGUGGCAUGUGAUGUAUGUAUGUUUUAGACAUUUUGUUAAACUUCUUUUUGCUUUAAAUGCAACAAUGUUUCCUGGGCUAGUGCUCUCUUUGUUAGGGAAUGAGCGAAAAAUUAUAGUGUUGAUUUGUUGAACGUGUGUAUACUAGGUAGGUAUGUGCUGUUUUUAUCAGCGUUGAUGUUUAUUUUUGUUGUAAAAUAUAUGGUUCUUGGCUUCUUGCCGGUUUUGAAAGAAAGAAGUGCAUUUUUCCUUUUAGGCAAA